Messenger RNA from Racocetra persica, 393 nucleotides. Lineage: Eukaryota; Fungi; Glomeromycota; Glomeromycetes; Diversisporales; Gigasporaceae. The record is from the annotation of a GenBank genome assembly.
AUGUAACAAUCGUGAGACCAAUGAAAGAUAUGCUGUCUAAAGAAAUCGGUAUAUACAAUAAAUUUCAAGGAUUUGAGGCACCUAUCAUAAGCUCUCUAACAUCCAUGAUGUCACCCAAAGCAAGUAUAGAUCGAUUAACUGAAGAAUUUAUUGUUAAAUUGGAACGUGAGUUUCCGUCAACUGUGAGCACUAUUUCAAGAACUGCUGCAAAAUUAACUCCACCUGAAUAUAUUGAUUCAGAUAAUCGUUGUAUUAUUUGCUUGAUGCCAUAUCAAAAGGAUGACAAAAUUUGGCAAAGCAGAAUUACUGUAAUGACAACUCCGUCAUCUACCAUUGUUAAGACUCAAAAUUCAAUUUUUAAAAAUUCUAGUAUUAAUUCAAGCACUUGUUCAG